Porites evermanni is the source of this 348-nucleotide messenger RNA. NCBI's taxonomy places the organism in Eukaryota, Metazoa, Cnidaria, Anthozoa, Scleractinia, Poritidae. The record is from the annotation of a GenBank genome assembly.
AUGCAGCAGAUGGAGAGGGAGACUAUAGAUCAAUUUGUGUGCCAUCUGCGCCAUAAGGCUAUAUCCUGUGAAUUUCCAAGCGUGGAUGAAGCCAUCCCAAAUCAGAUCAUCGAAAAAAGCAUAGAUCCAAAACUUCGUCGAAAACUUCUCGAGAAAUCAAGUGAAGCAACCUUGACUGUGCUGCAAGAAACUGCAAGAGUCCAUGAAGCUGUUAACACUCAAAUGCAGUCUAUGGAAAGACCUGAGCAGGUGAACAAAGGGGACAAAAGGAAAGAAACCUGGAAAAGAAAGGAAAUGCUACCGGUGUGGUGGAACUGGUCAUCUUGCACAGGACAAGAGCUGUCCAGC